Orbicella faveolata is the source of this 2153-nucleotide messenger RNA. Its product is annotated as succinate dehydrogenase [ubiquinone] flavoprotein subunit, mitochondrial-like. NCBI's taxonomy places the organism in Eukaryota, Metazoa, Cnidaria, Anthozoa, Scleractinia, Merulinidae. The record is from RefSeq and is a predicted model, not a curated record. Gene Ontology annotation, biological process: mitochondrial electron transport, succinate to ubiquinone; tricarboxylic acid cycle. Gene Ontology annotation, cellular component: respiratory chain complex II (succinate dehydrogenase). Gene Ontology annotation, molecular function: succinate dehydrogenase (quinone) activity; flavin adenine dinucleotide binding; electron transfer activity.
UUUGUUGCCCGACAGUUAUCACGUGAAUAUCCUGUGGUAGAUCACAGCUAUGAUGCAGUGGUGGUUGGUGCUGGAGGUGCUGGCUUACGUGCGGCAUUUGGUCUUGCACAUGAGGGAUUUAAGACUGCUUGUAUCACAAAGCUGUUUCCAACAAGAUCACAUACUGUUGCUGCACAGCUUGAAAAUUAUGGAAUGCCAUUCAGUCGCACAGAGAAAGGUGAAAUUUAUCAACGUGCAUUUGGUGGUCAGAGUUACAAUUAUGGCAAGGGUGGUCAGGCACACAGAUGUUGUGCUGUUGCUGACAGAACAGGCCACUCUCUGCUUCACACUUUGUACGGACAGUCCUUACGAUACAACACAGAGUAUUUUGUGGAGUAUUUUGCUUUGGAUCUUCUCAUGGACAAAGGAAAGUGCAUUGGUGUGAUUGCAUUGUGUCUUGAGGAUGGCUCACUACACAGAUUCAGGGCAAAGAACACUGUCAUAGCAACAGGGGAAGUUCUGCUUUGUUUUGAUAAAUUUACCAUUUUUCAGGGAGAACGUUUUAUGGAGCGCUAUGCACCAACAGCUAAAGAUCUGGCAUCAAGAGAUGUUGUAUCACGUUCAAUGACAAUAGAAAUUAGAGAGGGAAGAGGUGUAGGUCCUGAUAAGGACCAUGUCUACCUUCAGCUGUCUCACCUCCCAGCCGAGACACUAAAGACACGACUGCCCGGCAUCUCUGAGACCGCCAUGAUCUUUGCUGGUGUGGACGUCACCAGAGACCCCAUCCCUGUUAUACCCACAGUGCAUUACAACAUGGGUGGCAUUCCGAGCAACUACAUGGGACAGGCAUUGACAAAGAAAGACGGUAAAGAUGAAAUCGUACCAGGCCUCUGGGCAGCCGGCGAGUCCGCGUGCGCUUCAGUCCAUGGCGCUAACAGACUGGGCGCCAACUCCUUACUUGACCUGGUGGUCUUCGGACGAGCAUGCGCUAAUUUCAUUGCCAAGUUUAACAAGCCCGCUGAUGCAAUACCGGAGCUUCCUGUGAAUGCAGGCGAAGAGUCCGUGGCCAACCUGGACAAGAUACGCUAUGCCAAUGGACGUACACCAACCGCGGAUUUGAGACUCAACAUGCAAAAGAUCAUGCAGACCCACGCGGCUGUGUUUAGGACUGGUACCGUAUUGGAGGAAGGCUGUAAGAAGAUUGACGAGAUCUAUAAACAGACCGAAGACCUUAAGUUGUUUGAUCGCGGUAUGGUGUGGAACACAGAUCUCGUGGAAACACUAGAACUACAGAACCUUCUUAUCAACUGCAAACAGACUCUUUAUGGAGCCGAGGCUCGCAAGGAGAGUCGUGGAGCGCAUGCCCGGGAGGAUUUCAAGGAGCGUAUCGAUGAGUACGAUUACUCGAAGCCACUCGACGGUCAAACGGCACGUCCCUUUGAUAAUCACUGGAGAAAGCACACCUUGGCAUGGACUGAUCAUAACACUGGAGAGGUUACACUUGAUUACCGGGGUGUUAUCGAUGAAACAUUGGAUCAGAAGGACUGUGCCAGUGUCCCCCCUGCUGUUCGUUCAUACUAGGCAACGAAAUACCGACAAAAAAUGAACGUAUUUCCCUGGGGGAACAGGGGCGGCGGUCGACACUUAAAAUGAAUAUAUGAUUUGUUUAUCUUCUUAAAUAUUUCUUGUAAAAAGCUACGGAAAGGAAGAGAUUUUUUUUUUUUACCCGUUGACUGAAGAGAAAGAAAGAGUAAAUUCUCGUAAAUGAAUUUCUGUAACAAACAGAACUGUUCGAGUUGUAACUUGGUUUAGUAUGGUGUUAAUAGAGCAGUUUUCGUUGGCUUUUUAUACCUAUGUGUGUACUUUAGUCUAAUGGACCCUGUGAUUGGUAGAAAAUAAUCUUUCAACCAAUGAGCACUAACGUCCUUUUUUUCGUUCAGUCAUGUCCCGAACCUAAAGUAAUUGUGUCUUGCCUUACGUCUAUUUUCCUGCGCUUGGCGCUUGUUGCAAGUUUUCCCGCGCUUUGCACCGGUUACAAGGAUUUUUUUUUACCACGAUUGUGAUUGGUACAUCGCACUAUCCGAGCGGCUUGGUGAUUGGCUAGAUAUGGCUAGUUUGAAACUAACAGCUGGAGUAUGCGGCCCAGUUUUCUCUGAGCGAUCAGUGAGCAGAAC